Messenger RNA from Phragmites australis (common reed), 1602 nucleotides. RefSeq names its product pyruvate dehydrogenase E1 component subunit beta-2, mitochondrial-like. The transcript is spliced from 14 exons. The record is from RefSeq and is a predicted model, not a curated record. Gene Ontology annotation, molecular function: pyruvate dehydrogenase (acetyl-transferring) activity. Bases 183 to 1298 code for a protein of 371 amino acids. NCBI's taxonomy places the organism in Eukaryota, Viridiplantae, Streptophyta, Magnoliopsida, Poales, Poaceae. Gene Ontology annotation, biological process: pyruvate decarboxylation to acetyl-CoA.
AAAUCCACGCUUUCCUUCUCCUAAUCUCCUCCCCUCUCGCGACCAACUAAUCUCUCUUCCCCCUCGCCGCCUCUCUCGCCGCCUCCGUUCCCAAACCCAGCGAUCAAUCCGGCGCCGUCGCGUCGCCGAGCCCCCAACUCGAAUUCCUCCAUCUCCCGCGCCGAUCUCCGAGGAGGAGGAGGAUGCUGGGCGCCGCGAGGAGGCAGCUCGGAUCUGGGCCCAUGCUGGGGCAGGUGCUGCGGAGGCUCCGCCCGGCGGCGGCGGCGAGGGGGUACUCGGCCGCGGCGAAGGAGAUGACUGUCCGUGAUGCAUUGAACUCUGCACUGGAUGAAGAGAUGUCUGCUGAUCCUUCUGUUUUUCUGAUGGGUGAAGAGGUUGGAGAGUAUCAAGGUGCAUACAAGAUUUCAAAGGGCUUGCUUGAUAAGUAUGGUCCUGAUAGGGUUCUUGACACACCUAUCACAGAGGCUGGCUUUACUGGCAUUGGUGUUGGUGCAGCUUAUCAAGGUCUUCGGCCCAUUGUAGAAUUUAUGACCUUUAAUUUCUCGAUGCAGGCUAUUGAUCAUAUCAUCAAUUCGGCUGCCAAGUCGAACUACAUGUCAGCCGGUCAGAUAUCUGUUCCUAUUGUUUUUAGAGGACCAAAUGGAGCUGCCGCUGGAGUUGGUGCUCAACACUCACAGUGUUAUGCAGCUUGGUAUGCGCAUGUUCCAGGACUUAAGGUUCUUACACCAUAUUCUGCAGAAGAUGCUCGAGGCUUGCUAAAAGCCGCAAUUAGAGAUCCUGAUCCUGUUAUUUUCCUGGAAAAUGAAUUGCUUUAUGGAGAAUCAUUCCCUGUUUCUGCUGAAGUGCUUGAUUCUAGUUUCUGCCUGCCGAUUGGCAAAGCUAAGAUAGAACGUGAGGGUAAAGAUGUUACUAUUACUGCUUUCUCCAAGAUGGUUGGCUAUGCUCUUCAGGCUGCAGAGAUACUGUCCAAGGAAGGAAUAAGUGCUGAGGUGAUCAAUCUUCGAUCAAUUAGACCACUUGACAGAGCUGCCAUUAAUGCAUCUGUCAGGAAAACCAAUAGAUUGGUGACUGUUGAAGAAGGGUUCCCCCAACAUGGGAUUGGUGCUGAGAUAUGCAUGUCUGUUGUUGAAGAAAGCUUUGAGUAUCUUGACGCACCAGUUCAGAGGAUUGCUGGAGCUGAUGUACCUAUGCCCUAUGCUGCCAACCUUGAGAGAAUGGCUGUUCCACAGGUUGAAGAUAUUGUGCGGGCAGCGAAGCGGGCCUGCUACAGAGCAGUACCAAUGGCAGCAACUGCCUGAUCGGCGGAACAUGCCUUUAUUUUUCCCCUUGCUUUCGCUGUCUAGCCAGAAACAUGUACUGUUCAUAAGGUGCGGCUAAUUGCCCAAACUCCAAGCGAGCUAAUUUUGUAGAUCUGCCAUGGCGUGCUUAUUCCGUUAUUCAGCUGGAUGAUUGCAUUCUCUCAGGCCCCAAUUCCUUUUCUGCGAUUUAUCCACACGGCCUAAUCAUGUUACCCAUAUAAACGGAAAACUUUGUUCUGAAGGGUCAGUUCUGUCGCAUCACGAGGUCGGUGGAUGAUAAUAAAAGUCAAUCAUGCGUUUCUGA